GGCAUUCCGAACCUUGCCUUGGCGUCUUGUCCUGCUCUGGUCGCUGCAGCCACGGAAGCCAGGUCCAUCAAGAAUUCCCAGAUGUGACGAUGACAGAGGCAUAGUCCGGCUACUGACGAACCAGAAUGACUGAAUUUGGAGAGAUCUUGAAGGCAAUUGGAGAAUUCGGAAGGUUUCAAAAAUGGCUGGUGCUACUCAUGUGCAUCCCCAAUUUCCUAACACCCUUCCAUAUGUUUGGCCAAGUGUUCAUCGUAAGGGACGUGCCGCACUAUUGCAACACAAGCUGGAUCCGUGCCCUUAGCCCAAACCUGACCACAAAGCAGGAGCUGAACUUGACGCUUCCCAGGAAACCAGAUGGCUCUUUUGAGGAUUGUUCCAUGUAUACUCCUGUGCAAGAGGACAUUGAAUCCAUCAGGAAAUAUGGACUCAAUGCCACGGAGAAGUGCCAGGAUGGUUGGGUCUAUCCUUCCCAGCCGAAGCCAACGUUGCUCACAGAGUUUAACCUGGUCUGUGACCGAAAAAAUUUAAAUGAUAUCUCUCAGUCCAUUUACAUGGGGGGCCUUCUUGCUGGAGCGCUGGUCUUUGGUCCACUGAGUGACAGGAUUGGUAGUCGAUGGAUGAUCUUGCUGACCCUCCUCCUCAUGGGCUCCUUUGGUGUCGGGGCUGGCUUUGCACCAAAUUUCUACAUCUACGUAGCCUUGAGGUUCAUUGUGGGGGCCGCCUUUGCUGGAAUCAGUAUAAGCAUGGCUGCUUUAAGUUCUGAGUGGGUCGGGGCUUCCUAUCGUGCAGUAGCACAGAUUAUUACCCACUGUUGCAAUGCCCUGGGUCAGAUGGCUCUGGCUGGCUUGGCAUAUGCCAUUCGUGACUGGAGGCUCUAUCAGAUUGUUGGCUCUGCUCCCGUGUUUGCUCUCUUUUUCUACAUAUGGGUCCUUCCAAAUUCUGCACGAUGGCUUCUGACAAAAGGGAAGAUCAAGGAAGCCCAAAAGGUGCUCCAGAAGGCAGCCUCCAUCAACAAACGAACUGUCCCUGAAGAACUGCUCAAUCAGCUGGCUCCGGAAAAGAAGGUGAAAUCUGGAAACAUCCUUGACAUUUUCAAGAUGCCACAUCUAAGGAAAAUGACAUUAAUUAUGGCCUGGGUAUGGUUUGCAGACAGUUUUGUGUACUACGGAGUGAGCCUUCACGUUGGGAAUUUCGGCUUGGACAUCUACAUGACCCAGCUUGUCUUUGGAGCAGUUGAAAUACCGUCUCGCGCCUCCUGUAUCUUCUUGCUCCAGUGGCUGGGCAGGAAGAAAUGCCAGGCGGCUUGGCUUCUUCUGGGCGGCAUCGUAUGUUUGCUUAUCCCUGCAAUUCCAAAAGAUUUCCCUGUGAUUGUGACGGUGCUGGCUGUUAUCGGCAAGUCUGCCUUAGCGGCAUCUUUUUCAACCAGUUAUGUGUUUUCUUCAGAGGUAUUUCCUACAGUUGUCAGGCAAACCAGCUUAGGGUUGUGUUCCAUGUCUGCCAGAGUCGCUGGCAUUCUCUCCCCUCUGGUUGGUCUCCUAGACAUGUACCACCCUGCCAUUCCCAUGGUGCUGUUUGGAAGCACGGCACUGAUUGCAGGAAUCCUCUGCUUCUUCCUACCUGAGACACGCAACAAAGAUCUUCAGGACAACACAGCCAAGUCUUCAUCAAAACAAGGGUCCAUGAAGGCUGUCAACACAAGCUUUAAAAAUGGACCUGUGGAACAGAAAGAAGAUGGCCAGACUGUCGAAUCUGUCAAGAGUACGCACCUCUAGCGGGAAUAGCAACUCCUCACAGAGCUGAAAGGAAUGGUGGGACAUGUCGUUUUCUUGGGAAGACUUUCACAGGCAAAUACUCCGGGAAUCCUUCUUGAUUCUCAUUCUUUCAAAAAGUACCACUCCCCUCCCUGUGCCUGCUCCUAGGUCUCUCAAAAGCAAAUACACAAAAGGCAAUGCACAGUCCAGAAGGUCCAGAGAGAGUCAUCAAGAGUAGACCUGGGCAUCUGCCCAACUCCACUAUUUCCACCUGCUUCAGCAUGCCCCAUUCCAUCUCCCCAAAUCAGAAUUGCCAUUCCUUGAUGCAGGAUCCAUCCCAGGAGAGGUCACUAAAGCAAUAGCCCCUUUUCUAAUACAUAAAGCAGUAUUAUGCAGCUCUGUGCAGACCAUGAAACUCUAAAGUGUGCCAGAGGGCCUGGUGGGGGCGUUAUCGUAAUAGGUCCAGAGUAUGUGCAAAGGGAUUUCUGUGGUGUUCUCUCUGGUAAGUGUGUAGUCAUUUUGGUGGAGAGGGGAAGAAGAAGACCCAAAGAUUCUUUCCCUUCAGUAUGAGUGUUUGCACUGAAGGUGGUGGUGAUAGGGAGAUGUUCCUUCUAUUCUAGGACCCCGCCAAUCAUCACCAUUCACCAGAUUGCGUCCACUCUCCCAACUUGUCACUCCAACUGGAUGGGUCCCUCAGCGCUUGCGACAAAGCCGUGCAAGCGACUUUAUUAGUUCUGUGUAAGAACAGCCAUGUUGUUCUGGCCUUUAAAAAAUAGUAACAGUGGGCAGUUUUCAGGAUACUUCCCUACAACUACACAAGCCUGUUUCAGUUUAGUAUUUCCUCUUGGUGUGGGUUAGGAAACAUGCAACCAUCUUUCUUGCACUUAUACACAAAGAUAGGUGACCUGUGGAACUCUGCAGUGACUCACAAUAAACAUUGUGGUUCUAAUGCUUACCAAAACAGUCCUGGGGAAAGCUUUGUAAUAUGACUGAAGUCCGAUAUGUUGAAGGUGCUGAGUCUGUUCUUCAUGUUUAUGAUACUGCCCCACACGUGGGUUCUGUGCCUGUGUAGAACAAACCCUGAAACGUUCUGUAGCCUGGAAAAUGGCACUUUUAAACCCCUUCCCUUGAAGGGGAGUUGCAGUGUUCUUCAGAUAAAUUAUACUACCCAUCUGUGGGUGCUGUUGAGACCUCUUUUGUAACACUAUUUUCAGUUCUCAGUUUCACAUUUCAAAAAGUAUUUUCUAGUUGGAUUCAGACAGAGCACAAAAGAGGCCCUCAGUCACCUAGAACAAGAGUUCUCAAACUUGGGUCUCCAGAUGUUGACGGAUCACAACUCCCAUCCUUCCCAGCCCCAAUGGCCUUUGAGGUGUCUGCCAUUUUCUUUUCCAGAAUGCAAUGGGUGCCUUGGUGCAAAACACAUAAUGCCUGUCUUGUCAUUUCGUCCCCCUUCUCUUCUGGUUUGCCCUAGGGGAGAACAAGAGGCAGUGGGCAUCUCACAACGUGACUUUUCCCUUUAACAGGCUUUGAAGCUUGAAAUGGGGCAAUGUGGCAUCCUUGUUGCCCGGCAACGGCUUAAGGAGCACAGAGACAGGGGACAGGCAAGUGCUCAGAGAGGCGGCCAGUAUGGAGUGGGCAAGUUCCUGGGGAGGUGGUGGUCAUGGGGGUCUAGACCACCCUCUCUAUGAUUUUGGUUCCAGAAACAGCACGGAGCCGUGGUUAUGGUGGCAUCUGCAUUUGGAUGUAAUGCUGCCGCCUUCAAACCUCAGUUUGGAGCGGUGAAACUCACUAUAAACCAAAAGUUCAACCUGGAGUUUGAUGAGGGGAAUCACAUGUUGCUUCUGCCAUGAAACUGUGGUUUCAUGCAUUCGGACGUACAUGGAUCUGAACCUCUGCCCCCUUCAACUCUGGUUUGGUGUUACGUGCAAAUGGGGUCACAGCAUUUUGAAAGCAAUUAAGCCCCUUCUGUUGCUUGUGUGGGACAUACCUUGGAGCCUUCUAUAGCCAGGAAAAUGUCACUUUUAAACCCCUUCCCUUGAGGGGAAUUGCAUUGAUUCUCAGAGAAAUUAUAGCGCUGGGCACUGUUUUCAGGUCUGAGUUUCACAGUUCAAGGAGUCUUGUCUAGUUGGACUCAGAGUUUAGUUGGACUCAAAAUCAGAUUGUCUAAUUUUGUGUGUGUGUGUGGGGGGGCUCAGUUUCAGAUGCUGGUGUUGACAUAUACAUUUCCAAAUGACCUGGGUCCUUAUUAGCUCAGGGAAUGCCUCUCCCCCAAAUGACACCCUCUCUUUCACUUUUAACUACUAAUGAGGCACUAGUCACCUUAAGUGGCACAGCGGGGAAAUGUUUGACUAACAAGCAGAAGGUUGCCAGUUCGAAUCCCUGCUGGUAUGUCUCCCAGGUUAUGGGAAACACCUAUAUCAGGCAGCAGUGAUAUAGGAAGAUGCUGAGAGGCAUCAUCUCAUACUAUGCAGGAAGAGGCAAUGGUCAACCCCUCCUGUAUUCUACCAAAGACACCCACAGGGCUCUGUGGUUGCCAGGAGUCGAAAUUGAUGUGAUGGCACAUUUUACCUUUAAUGAGGCCCUGCUGUCUGUCUGUCUGUCUGUCUAUCUAUCUAUCUAUCUAUCUAUCUAUCUAUCUAUCUAUCUAUCUCCUUUUUAAAGGCAAUUAAGCCCCUUCUGUUUUGAUGCACUUUUGGUAACUGAUUCUUAUUGUUCUCUGUUCCUUUCAUGUUUUGUAUAAGCUUUAUAUGUAUUGCUAAUUUUCAUUGGUUUAAUUUUUUAAAUGUUUUUUUGUGUGUAUACUGCUGUGUAACAGCAUACAAUAUUUUCAAUAAAACAACUUAAUAUUUAAUAUA
This is a messenger RNA of Hemicordylus capensis (graceful crag lizard), 4606 nucleotides long. Its product is annotated as solute carrier family 22 member 13-like. NCBI's taxonomy places the organism in Eukaryota, Metazoa, Chordata, Lepidosauria, Squamata, Cordylidae. Gene Ontology annotation, biological process: transmembrane transport. Gene Ontology annotation, molecular function: transmembrane transporter activity. Bases 126 to 1772 code for a protein of 548 amino acids. Gene Ontology annotation, cellular component: membrane. The transcript is spliced from 11 exons. The record is from RefSeq and is a predicted model, not a curated record.